AUGAUCAGUGGAGCAUCUCAAGCUGAUACAGGUGAGCUGGCUAUAUCUGCUAGAAAGGGUGAAUUUGAAAUUGCAUACAAAAGAGUGUUGCUACUUGGAAGCAGUGUGGAGUAUGCAGAAGCCAAGUUUUGUACCCAGAAUUGUGAUCCUAGAGUGGCUUUUAUGACUUGUCAAUCUACAGGACCUAAGAAAUCUUUACCAAAAUGUAUCAAUUGCUGUGGAGCAUCCAAAGGCUGCAAACUUUUCCGUAAAGAUGGAACGCUUUUAUUAGGAGGUAAAGUGGAAUCAGCAGAUGGCAAGGCUUGUACUCGGAAUUGCGAUCCAGAUAUAGCUUACAUGGUUUGCCCAUCAAGUGGACAAAGGAUAAUCACACGAGUAUGUGUCAACUGUUGCUCAGCAAGGAAAGGUUGCAAACUUUUCCGUAAUAAUGGAUCUGUCAAAUGUAUUGGAACUUAG
This is a messenger RNA of Lycium ferocissimum, 456 nucleotides long. Its product is annotated as proteinase inhibitor type-2 CEVI57-like. The record is from RefSeq and is a predicted model, not a curated record. Bases 1 to 456 code for a protein of 151 amino acids. The transcript has 3 exons. Lineage: Eukaryota; Viridiplantae; Streptophyta; Magnoliopsida; Solanales; Solanaceae. Gene Ontology annotation, molecular function: serine-type endopeptidase inhibitor activity.